AUGGGUUUCGCAGUUCAGGCAAGAUCCUCGACGAUUUCACAAUGGAUUACCCAGGUCCUCCACCUUGACGACCCAGAAAGGGUGCUUGUUUUGAAGCUUGAUAUUCUGCUGCUCGUCUGGGCAUUUGUGGCAGGUCUUACAAAGGUUUGGAUUCACUGGGUUCUCGCUAUGUGCAACCAAGCCCUAACUAACAGUAUUCCCAAGGAUAUGGAUCAAUCCGCGACAACGCAGGCAUAUGUGUCCGGAAUGAAAGAAGCCUUGUCAUUAUACGGCAAUGAGCUCGUCGAAUUUACAACGUACUUUUCUAUCGGAUACGCUCUGGCCAUCGUUCCUUCACAGAUGAUCCAGACUCUAAUACGGCCUUCCAUUUUCCUCCCUGCCUGCGAGGUUGUCUGGGGAGUUCUGACUCUCAUGACGUAUGCGACAAAAAACGCCAAAUCUGUUUAUGCGCUUCGAUUUUUCCUCGGAAUAUUUGAAUCGACAUCGUGGCCUGGCUUGGUCAGCUUGAUAUUUAACUGGUAUACCCCGCCUGAACUCGGAAAGAGGCUGGCUAUAUUCGGUGUCAGCGGUGUUGCAGGAAGCAUGUUUCUCGGCAUUUUGCAAGCAGCGCUUUAUAAGAAUCUCAACGGGGCUGGGGGUCUUGAAGGUUGGCAAUGGCUCUUCAUUGUUAGUGGCUGCAUCACGAUAUUCUGGGGUCUCAUUGGCUUUUUGAUCAUUCCGGACUCUCCCAGUAUUACCCGGGCCCUGUGGUUGACACACGCCGAGCGUCGCUUGGCUGUUACACGCAUGGAGAAAAAUAACACUGAGACCUCGAAGCUCAUUGACUAUAAGAGACUUUUCAGAAAGGCCAAGCUUAUUACGCUUAGCCCCCUGGCGUGGCUUUAUAUGGCUGCCUACCUUCAGUAUGCCUGGAGCCAAAGGGCUAACAGCUAUUUUCUUUUAUAUCUCGAGGGCCUUGAAAAGGCAAAUGGUGAACCGCGUUACAGGUUGGACUCCAAAGCUACGCAUUCCUCAACUGACAAAGACUAA
This is a messenger RNA of Aspergillus puulaauensis, 1029 nucleotides long. RefSeq lists its product as uncharacterized. Gene Ontology annotation, cellular component: membrane. The transcript is spliced from 7 exons. The coding region runs from base 1 to 1029 and encodes 342 amino acids. Gene Ontology annotation, molecular function: transmembrane transporter activity. Gene Ontology annotation, biological process: transmembrane transport. The record is from RefSeq and is a predicted model, not a curated record. Lineage: Eukaryota; Fungi; Ascomycota; Eurotiomycetes; Eurotiales; Aspergillaceae.